Colletotrichum lupini is the source of this 5970-nucleotide messenger RNA. Its product is annotated as tyrocidine synthetase 1. Gene Ontology annotation, biological process: amino acid activation for nonribosomal peptide biosynthetic process; secondary metabolite biosynthetic process. The transcript has a single exon. The record is from RefSeq and is a predicted model, not a curated record. Gene Ontology annotation, cellular component: cytoplasm. Gene Ontology annotation, molecular function: phosphopantetheine binding; catalytic activity. NCBI's taxonomy places the organism in Eukaryota, Fungi, Ascomycota, Sordariomycetes, Glomerellales, Glomerellaceae. Bases 1 to 5970 code for a protein of 1989 amino acids.
AUGUGUGCCACCGCCCAUCAGCACGGCCGGGCCUUUAAGAUUCGGCGUGGUCUUCGCGUGCUGCAAUUUGCUGCCUACACGUUUGACAUGGCCAACUCGGACAUCUUCUGCACCCUGUUCCACGGCGGCACCAUCUGCGUCCCUUCAGAGGACGAGCGGAUGAACGACCUUGCAGGCUUCGUGGCGCGGUUCCAGGUCGAGUCGGCCAAGAUCACCCCGUCCCUAGCCAGUCUGCUCGCCCCGACCGACAUGCCUAGCCUCAAGACCAUUAUACUAGGUGGUGAGGUUGCCUCCAAGGACCUUUUGACCCGCUGGGCGAAUCAUGCUGAGACAAUCAUCAGUUAUGGUCCUGCGGAGUGCGCCGUGACCUCGGCAAGUCAUGUUUACGUGAAGGGGACCGAUGCUGGUGUCAUCGGCAGAGGAUUCGGCACACGAUUGUGGAUCGUGGACCCCAAUAGCCGCCACGUCAUUUUGCCUAUUGGCUCCGUGGGUGAACUCCUGAUCGAAGGUCCGAAUGUUGGCCGGGGAUAUCUGGCCAAGCCUGAGAUGACGGAGCAGUUCUUUGUCGGUGCCCCCGACUGGUGCAGCGACAAGAACAAUAGCCAGGGCGAGCCUCGGCGAUUUUACAAGACUGGUGACUUGGUUCAGUAUGAUUCCGACGGCGUGGUGCGCUUCGUCGGCCGCAAGGACUCGCAGAUCAAGUUGCGCGGCCAACGUCUCGAACUCAGCGAGGUGCAGCACCAUCUCAAGGAGGCUUUCCCCAAGGCCUCAACAGUCCUCCCGGUUGUUAUCGCACCCCAUGUUCUGGGCGCUACCAAGAGUCUGGCAGCAUUCGUGCAAUUACGAGACGGUGCCGGCCUUGUUCAGACCCAGGAAGACAACAUUGUCGCAUUGGACCUCUUGGGAACGGAUGAAUGGCAAGCCAGCGUCAAGGCUGCACAUAAACUACUGUCGAAGGCUCUCCCCUCUUACAUGGUCCCGACGCAGUUCGUCCCGGUGUCGCAAAUGCCAAGAAACGCAUCUUGGAAGACUGACAUACGGCGCCUGCAAGAGUUGGCCGCAGACCUCCCUCUGGGCGUGUUGACUCUUCUGGGCCCUUCCCCUUCACUUCCGUCUACCGGCCAAGAGCCCCUGACGGAGAUGGAACUCAAACUACAAGAGCUUUGGGCCAUCCUCCUGGACCGUAAGCCUGGCCAACUAGGUCUCGACGACAGUUUCUUCUACAUUGGCGGCAGUUCACUUGAAGCCAUUCGCCUCGUCAGCCUCGCCCGCACUCGAGGUCUUGAUUUGACGGCUCAGCAGAUUUUUCAAAGUCCCAAAUUGAGAGAUCAAGCUCGUUCGCUAAAGCCUCGUUUGGAGAUUGCGCCAGAAGGCGAUACCAUCCCUCCACUGUCGCUGCUUAAGCCAGAGACGGAUCGCCGUACAGCGCUAGAGUAUGCUGCAAAGCUUGCUGAGGUCGAGCCGAGCCAGAUCGAAGAUAUCUUCCCGUGUACACCUCUGCAAGAGGGCCUGCUAGCCAUGACUGCUCAGCGUGAGGGAGAUUACGUUGCACGCAGCGUGUACCGCCUUCCCGCUUCGACUGAUCUAGCUCGCUUCAAGAGAGCGUGCGAAGAAGUAGUAGCCAAGACACCGACGUUGCGCACCCGAGUGGUGAGUCUCCCCGACGAUGGGCUGGUUCAGGUUGUUGUCAACGAAUGCUUCCAAUGGGGUCCCGAUCUGGACAUGGAUUCUAUCUCUUCUCUUGAGAGCCACAAACCCAGCCAGGCUCUCGGGUCAGGGCUGUCCUUCUUUGCUCUGGGUGAAAGCGCUCGUCAGGGAGCGACAUACUUCGUGUGGACAAUCCAUCACGCGCUCUAUGACGGUUGGUCUGCGCCACUCAUCUUGGACGCGAUCGAACAGGUGUACAACGACGGCCAGUCACCAGUCUUUGCCCCCUUCCAGAGCUUCGUCAAACACCUACUCCAGCAGGACAAUACAACCGCAGAGAAUUUCUGGCAAGCCCAAUUCGAUGGCGGCGACGGCGCGGUGUCCUUCCCUGCGCUACCCGACCCCUCGAAGGUGCCCCUUGCCGAUACCGUCGUGGACCGUCUCGUGAGCCUCGCCUGGCUUCGCAGCAGCACCACACCCGCAACGGCUGUUCGCACCGCCUGGGCGAUUCUGCAAUCUCAGAUCUCCGGAUCCAAGGACAUCGUCUUUGGUGCGACCUUGACGGGCCGGCAGGCCGAUGUCGCUGGCGUAGAGCGCAUGACGGCGCCUACCAUCGCCCCGGUCCCCGUACGAGUGAUGCUACACAAUGAUGAGAAUGUUGAGGAUAUGCUGCACGCGAUACAGAAGCAGAUGGUGGACAUGCUUCCGUUUGAGCAGUUCGGUAUUCAGAACAUCAAAAGAGUUUCCGGCGCUGCUCGGGAUGCUUGCCAAGCACAGACGCUCCUCUUGAUCCAACCUCUUGGCCAAAAUCUGUCGCUGAGGCAGAACCGGCUUAUGUCUCACGUCUCUGGCUUUGUACACGAGACCAAGUCGUAUGCCCUCACGCUGUACUGCUACCUCGAGGUCGAUGGCGUGCAUAUCUAUGCCGUCUUCGACUCGUCUGUGAUCAAGGAAGAGCGGGUCUCCAGAAUUCUGGGACAGUUUGAGCACAUCUUGAAGCAGUUGAGCGACGCAGAGAAUCUUGCCCUGAAAGUUUCUGAUCUUGAGGUAGCUUCUCCUCAAGAUAUGAAAGACAUGUGGCGCUGGAACGCUCAAGUCCCCCCAACCAUGGACCGCUGUGUGCACGACAUGAUAAUCGACCGCGUCCAUCAACAGCCCGAGGCAGAAGCUAUCCAUGCUUGGGACGGCGACCUUACAUACGCACAAUUAGACGCCCUAUCAUCAACGUUAGCUCGCCGUCUUAUCAAACUCGGAGUCGGCCCAAACAUGAUUGUGUCCCUCUGCUUCGAGAAGUCCAUGUGGACUCCCGUGGCUGUCAUGGGCGUCAUGAAGGCCGGAGGAUGUUCUGUCCUGCUGGACGGGGGACAACCAGAGCAGCGGUUGAAGACAAUUGUGCAGCAGGUCGUACCUAGCGUCAUGAUUGCCUCGGCUCUGCGCAGGGACGAGCCAUCGAGGCUCUGCACGUCCAACGGACUGAAGGUGAUAGUCUUGGAUCGACAGGCUCUGGACGAGCUCGAGGCUACUGACGUUGAAGUGCCUCUUCCCGUAGUGCCAACUUCUAGCUUGCUGUACCUCGUCUUUACUUCCGGCAGCACUGGACUGCCCAAGGGGGCCCAAGUUACUCAUUCCAACUACGCGAGUGCGCUGCACUAUCAGUGCGAAUUCUUCGGCUACCAGACCACCUCUCGCGUGUACGACUUUGCGUCCUACUCUUUCGAUGGCGCUUGGUUCAACAUGCUUCAUACACUCGAAGCCGGUGGGUGCGUCUGCAUUCCUCUGGACGAGGAUCGACGGAACGAUCUGUCUGCCUCGAUCAACCACAUGGGAGCCAACAUGCUCAACCUGAACGCCACGACCCACCGUCUCCUGAACCCGGCGUCACUUCCGGCCGUCAACAACCUCAUUUCCUUGGGCGAGCCGAUCCGCAAGGAAGAUGUCGAGAUCUGGACACCUGGGGUCAUCAAGCAAGCUUAUGGCCCCGCCGAGUGCACCCCCAUCUCGACGGCUCUGCGAGGGGAGACCGGUGACCAACCAAAUGUCGGCAUAGGCAGCGGACUGGGCUCCCUCACCUGGGUUGUAGACCCGGACACCGGCCGAUUGAUGCCACCAGGAAUCACGGGAGAGCUCUGGCUUGAGGGCCCCAUCGUCGGCGCCGGGUACCUGAAUGAAAAGGAAAAGACGGCAGCUGCUUUCGUCCAUGACCCAUCGUGGCUUGUAAGGGGAGGGGGCGGUGUUCCGGGCCGUCAGGGACGUCUUUACAGAACUGGCGAUCUUGUGCGACAACUCGAUGACGGACCUCUAGUAUUUGUCGGGCGCAAAGACACACAGGUCAAGAUCCGUGGCCAGAGAGUCGAGCUGGAAGACAUUGAGCACCACCUCCACCGCGUCAUGGCCAGCCGGUACGAAACCGUCACCUUGGUUGCCGAGGUCAUCAAGCCGGAAGGCCAGGAGCCCAUCCUCGUGGCCUACGUUGCCCUCUCAUCUCCCGGCGAGGCGUCCUUGGAUGAUGUCCUCGCCUCCCUGGUGGUUGGGGAGCCUAGCAAGGAGCUGGCCAGCGCGCUUCCCGCACACCUCGUGCCUACGGCUUACAUUCCACUCAAGCAAAUCCCACUCACGAUGACAGGCAAGACAGACCGCAAGCGCCUGCGCGAGAUGGGAGCCGCGAUGACGCGGGAUCAGCUGGUCGCUCUACACGAGACUCACUCGGGUAUCACCUCAAGGAAACCGUCCACUCCCGAGGAGAUGCAACUCAGGGAACUCUGGGCGCGGGUGCUUAACCAGACUGAGAUAUCAAAGAUCAGCGCGGAGAGCAACUUCUUUGUCAUCGGCGGGGACUCCAUCCAGGCCAUGCGCAUAGUAGCCCUAGCCCACGAGCACGACAUGCGCUUGACUGUGGCUGACAUCUUCCAGAGUCCGCGCCUCAGCGACAUGGCGAAGCGGGUCAAGAUGGUGCAGAAGAAACAAUCGGCGUACUCGGAGCCACGGCCGUUCACCCUGCUCUCUGAUGAUGACCUGGCAGGGCAAGAACUCGGUGCUUUCAUUAGAGAGACGAUUGCGCCGGCCGUCGAAUUCCCGCUCGAAGAUAUCCAGGAUGUCAUGCCAACGACGGCCACCCAGGCCAUGUGCGCCGACGCGGCCAUGUACAAUCCGGCACAGGGGUGCUUCAUGGUCCACGUAGACGUACCCGAGCGCGUCUCUCUCGACACGAUAGAGGAGUGUUGCCAAAAGGUCUGGGACCACCUCAGCAUCCUAGCCGCCGUGUUCGUGACGCCUGGCGAGAGGAUGUUACAGGUGAUCCCACGAAAUUCGGCGGCGCCGGUGGAACGACACCAGAUUGGCGACCACCAAGACAUGGAUGGCUUCGCCACGGAAGUCUUCCACGCCGCCCUCCAGCCUGCCAUGGUUCCGGGAUCUCUUUACACGCGGUUCUACGUUCUUCACGGUGUGGGUCAGUCCACGCGCUGGGGCCUCCGGCUUUCCCACGCCCAUUUCGACCGCACCAGCUUGACACCCAUCCUCGACUGCUUCGCGGCCAGCCUUCAGGGCAAGGCUCUGGCACCCAUGGCGCGCUUCUCGGGCUUCAUUGAGUGCGUAUGCGAGGCGGAGGAUAGGAUGCUAGCUCACUGGCGCGAGGUGCUUUGUGGUUCGAAGCCUCUCGCGCUGACCCCUACGGGGCAGCCCGCUGAGAUUGUGUCUAUCAAGCGCGCCAUCCAGGCGCCGCCCGCAUUCGAUGGUUUCACAGCGGCGAAUCUUUACGUCGCGGCGUGUGUGCAGGCGCUCGCUCAGCUGCGCGAUACUGAUGACGUGGUGACGACCAUGACAGUGUCGGGUCGUUCCACACUUCCGCCCGCGCUAGCCAACGUCGUCGGCCCAACUGUUAACAUGGUGCCUCUGCGCGUGCGACUCGAUGCUCAAAAGACAUUUGAAGGCACGCUCCAGGCAACGCGGCAGGCGCAGCUCGAUGUGCUCGGUUUCGAGACGAGCACUGUCGCGCCGCUGUUCGAGGCCUGCACACCCGCAGCGUCGUGGCAGCCCGAUGAACGUCGGUCAACGUACAUCCUACAAUUUCAGAACCCGGAGCCGUUCACGGUGGAUCUUAUGGGCGAUGGCGAGUGCUGUCAGGAGCUCGGCUGGUUCGGACCGGACAAGGUGUGGGAUCACUCGGAGGAGGUGUGGCUCAUCGCAAGGCCGGACCCAGAGACCGAGACAUGGAACCUAUGGUACAGCGCCAACACGGUCAACUUUAGUCUAGAAAGGCUGGAGGAACUUGUCCGGGAGCUGGAGGUGGUCGUUCAAAGGGUAAUAAAAGACGCGGCGAAAUGA